Molecule: messenger RNA, 603 nt
Organism: Anas platyrhynchos (mallard)
Lineage: Eukaryota; Metazoa; Chordata; Aves; Anseriformes; Anatidae
Source: RefSeq, a predicted model, not a curated record
CUCCCCGCCCGCCGCCCCGCGCAUUCCCGACCCCUCCCGGGCGGCGGCGGCGGCGGCACCGGGAGCGGCACCGGGAGCGGGAGCGGCACCGGGGGCAGCAAGCGGGGGCAGCGAUGCCGCAGCUGGAGCCGGCGGGGGGGGACGACCUGGGGGCCCCCGACGAGUUGAUCGCUUUCCAGGACGAGGGCGAGGAGCAGGACAAGGGCGCGGGGCGCGGCUCGGCCCACGGGGACCUGGACGAGCUGAAAUCGUCGCUGGUCAACGAGACCGAGAGCCGGGGGGGCUCCGGGACCGGCUCGGACGCCGAGGUGAGGCCGGGCACCGACGGGAGGUCUCGAGGCCCCGGCCCGUUCCGCGCCCCUCACCGCGCCCCCCCCGCUCCCCCGCAGGCGGAGCGGCCCCCCAGCCCCGGGAAAGUUUCCAGAAGCCGCGGGACGCCCUCGCCGAAGUGGUGAGACGACAGCAAGAUGGGGGUUUUUUAAGGGCCCCCCCUACCCCGGCUACCCCUUCCUGAUGCUCCCCGAGCUGGGCAGCCCCUACCUCUCCAACGGAGCCCUGUCCCCCGGCGGCGCCCGCACCGUAAGUGCCCCCCCUUCCACCCCC